AGCCGCAGCCGCAGCCGCAGCCAGCGGCCGCAGCCGCUCAAAUGCCCGGACAUCAUACGCAUGAGCACUACGCGUCGUCCGUGCAGGUGCCGCCGGCCUCGCCACAGGAGCAGCACUUCCAUCACUUGGACCACCAGCAGCACCAUCACCAUCAUAUGCUGCACUCGCACGUGUCGUCCGGAAGCGACUCCGAGCUGGCCAGCCUCUCCGGGGUGGGCAUUUCCCCCUCGGAGGCGGGCCCAGUCGGCGGGGCCAUCUCGGCCGAUGGGUCUUCCUCGGUCAGCUCAAUCGGAGGCGGGUUGAGCGACACCUUGUCCUCUGGGUCCUCCUCUGGCGGGGCCUCUUCCGUCUCGGGCUUUGAUUCGCAUGUCAGCGACCUCGACGGAUACCGCCACUGAGUAUGGCGCGGCCCUGGAUUCCCCCUCUGGCGUGGCCCUUCCGCCAUUGGUAUCCACCUCCGACCAUGAUGUCCUGGAUGCCUUCCUCGACCGGAGCGACUCGGGUGAUGUGGAUUAUCUGAGCUCCGCCACGGCGGACCUCACCCCGGCGGCCAUCUCCUCAGCGGCUUACUCCUCGGCCGAGAUGUACAGCGACAUCGGCGGCAUGGACAGCAGCUCCUUGCCACACUCCUCCGGUGACGCCGGCACAUACCACCACCAUCACCACCACCAUGGCCACAUGCACCUGGACCACCACCAUGGCCACAUGCACAUGGACCAUCACCACCAUCAUCGCAGCCACAUGCACCUGGAUCACCACCACCACCACCACCACCACCACCAGAUGGACCACCAUCACCUGGACCCGCUGGCAUCCUACUCGGCCUCUGCCUACCCCUCGGCCAGCAACCUGCACGAGGACUACCUCCGGCGCCAUGAGUCGGCGGCCGCCGGCGGCGGCGGCGUCGGCGCAUCAUCCGACGACACCUUUGCCUCGAGCCUGGCGGCGGCCUCCUCGGCGGCCUACUCCGCAUACCCGAUCGACAGCGCGUCGGCCCUGAUGGACAUCGGCCUGUCCAUGCGAUCGUACGACUCGGGGGUGACCACGGACUCGCUUGCCUCGACCGGCGGCGGGUCCUCGGCCAUUGUCUCCGGUGGGGGGGCCGGGUCUUUGUCAUCUUUGUCGGCGCUGUCGGCCCCGACGGACUCGUUGUCGUCACUGUCGGCGGCGGCAGCCGUGUCGGAAUCCCGGUCCUUGUCUUCCUCUCCCUCGUCCUCCGGUUCCGUCUCAGAUCUCAGUUCUCCCUCGCUCACGGGGUCCUCCUCCUCGUCGUCCUCUUUGUCCUCCUCCUCCUCCUCCUCCUCCUCCUCCUCCUCCAGGUCUUCCUGGUAGGGCAGCCGCGGCCGUGGGGUCGCGGCGGUCGCCACCGAUGCAGGAAAGAGCCCGGGGCCGCCAGCGCCGAUAUAUACCUCGCAUGCGGUGGGGCGCGCUCGUUCUUCCCGAUUGGAGUGGCCAAAGGGUGAACAAUAAAUUCAGCCACAAAUACAUGUGGGCCUAAGGAAGGAUA
Messenger RNA from Fonticula alba, 1507 nucleotides. RefSeq lists its product as hypothetical. The transcript is spliced from 3 exons. The record is from RefSeq and is a predicted model, not a curated record. NCBI's taxonomy places the organism in Eukaryota, Rotosphaerida, Fonticulaceae. Bases 367 to 1332 code for a protein of 321 amino acids.